AUGGCAGUCAACAUGACUCCUAUUCGGGACACAAAAUGGCUGACCCUGGAGGUGUGUCGUGAGUUCCAGAGAGGGACGUGCUCGCGGCCGGACAGCGAGUGUAAGUUUGCACACCCUGCCAAGAGCUGCCAGGUGGAGAAUGGACGAAUCAUCGCCUGCUUUGACUCCCUCAAGGGUCGUUGUUCGAGGGACAACUGUAAGUACCUACACCCUCCUCCCCACCUGAAAACCCAGCUGGAGAUCAACGGCAGGAACAACCUGAUACAACAGAAGAACAUGGCCAUGCUGGCACAGCAGAUGCAGCUGGCCAACGCCAUGAUGCCCGGCACACAGCUACAGCCGGUCCCCAUGUUCUCUGUGACGCCCGGCCUUGCCUCCAAUGCCAGUCCUGCUGCGGUGGCCGCUGCGUUUAACCCCUACUUGGGCCCGGUGUUGCACGGCCUGAUGCCUUCUGAGAUCAUGUCCAGCGCCCCGGUCCUGGUGACCAGUAGCCCCAACGUCUCCAUGCCCUCUGCUGCUGCCGCACAGAAACUCAUGAGGACAGACAGACUGGAGGUGUGUCGGGAGUACCAGAGAGGUAACUGUACGCGGGGGGAGAGUGACUGUCGCUUCGCCCACCCCUCAGACAGCACCAUGAUAGACACCAACGACAACACCGUGACCGUGUGUAUGGACUGCAUAAAGGGUCGCUGCUCCAGGGAGCAGUGCAAAUACCUCCACCCUCCAGCCCACCUGCAGGCCAAGAUAAAGGCUGGCCAACACCAGGUCAACCAGGCUGCCGCAGUAGCUAUGGCUCAGUCGGCUGUCAAAUCACUGAAGCGACCCCUCGACGCAACCUUUGACCUGGGGCUCCCACCUUUACCUCCAUUACCAAAGAGACCCACACUUGAAAAAUCCAAUGGUGCCACCGCCAUGUUCAACGCCGCCAACAUGUUCCAGUACCAACAGGCCCUGGCCAACAUGUUCCAGUACCAACAGCAGCAGUUCAUCCCGUCGGGCUCAAUAUUGUGCAUGACACCUGCAACAACUGUUGUACCCAUGAUGCACGGUGCCACGCCCGCCACUGUGUCUGCAGCCACCUCCUCUGCCACAAGCGUUCCCUUUGCAAACGCAACAGCCAAUCAGAUUCCAUUAAUAUCCACAGAUCAUCUUACUAGGCACAAGUAUGUGACUCAGAUCUAG
Molecule: messenger RNA, 1182 nt
Organism: Oncorhynchus masou masou (cherry salmon)
Lineage: Eukaryota; Metazoa; Chordata; Actinopteri; Salmoniformes; Salmonidae
Product: muscleblind-like protein 1
Exons: 9
Coding region: 1-1182 (393 amino acids)
Biological process (GO): regulation of RNA splicing
Cellular component (GO): nucleus
Molecular function (GO): RNA binding; metal ion binding
Source: RefSeq, a predicted model, not a curated record